AUGGGCAAAUACCGACCCACAAGUCAACGCCGAGGACCUGAUACCUGGCGCCCUUCAGAUCGAACAUCCGGCCGUGGCCUUGAUAUUGGGCGGAACAAUGACCGCGAACAAAGCAGCGAUGGCGACCGUAAUCCUAUCCCUACUCGUGAAGAAUCUAGGAGACUAGGGCCUGUCAGAUCGGCCGUGACGAAGUCGACGAGGGAACGUCGAAACAACCCCUCCUCGCGAAUUCACUCGCUUCGCAACCUGCUGGCAAGGGACACCAAGCUGCCUAUGACGGUUCGUCAAGAGAAGGAACGGGAACUCGCUGCUCUGCUUCUAGACCAAAAGAAAGCCGAGGUCAUCAAAAAUGCUAGAAGUAACCUUCAACGCUAUCAUUUUGUGCGCUUCAUGGAGCGGCAGAAAGCCACAAGAGCGCUCAACAAGCUUGUCAAACUGAGAAAGUCGCCCUCGUACAAGGACGAAUACAAAACAAAGCUGGAAAAGAUGAUUCACGAGGCCGAGGUGGAUGUCGCAUACACUCAGUAUGCACCUCUGGGAGAAAAAUACAUUAGUUUGUUCGUCGGAGGUGAGAAGAAAGAAAAGGGGAUGAACAAGAAAGAUUAUGCCAUAUUGGACUCAACCCAGCGUGACGAGCUCCGGGCCUUUUCAGACGACGUGGCCCAAAUCAUUCGGUCAGCCUCCGGUACGAGACCGCCGAUGUGGUAUGAAGUUGAAAAGUACAUGGGUGAGGGCGAGGACAAACUGAAUGCUCUUCGAGAUGGGAAGUUGACGGUGCAGAAAGUGGACAAAGAGCUUGUGAGUGUUGGUGGCAAGGAACAAGCGGCUCUGCGGAAGUUGCACCAGCAUAAGACCGAGGCUAAGCCAUCAUGGCUCGACGAUGACGGUAUGAUCGAUCCAGCCGAUCUAGAUAGCGAGGAUGAACAACAAGGGGACAUUCAGAUCAAACGAAACGACGAUGAUUCAGACGGCGACGAAGACAUGGCCGAUGGCGGAUUUUUCGAACGCUGA
This is a messenger RNA of Exophiala oligosperma, 1011 nucleotides long. RefSeq lists its product as uncharacterized. Gene Ontology annotation, cellular component: preribosome, small subunit precursor; nucleolus. The record is from RefSeq and is a predicted model, not a curated record. The transcript has a single exon. The coding region runs from base 1 to 1011 and encodes 336 amino acids. Lineage: Eukaryota; Fungi; Ascomycota; Eurotiomycetes; Chaetothyriales; Herpotrichiellaceae. Gene Ontology annotation, biological process: maturation of SSU-rRNA from tricistronic rRNA transcript (SSU-rRNA, 5.8S rRNA, LSU-rRNA).